This is a messenger RNA of Paramuricea clavata, 3849 nucleotides long. Lineage: Eukaryota; Metazoa; Cnidaria; Anthozoa; Malacalcyonacea; Plexauridae. The record is from the annotation of a GenBank genome assembly.
AUGGCUGAAGCGAAAGCUUUAUCUGAAGCGAAACUAAGACGUAGAACUGCUAAAGCCGCGCUAACCCGUAUAAGUAAAACGCUGAGAAUUAAACUACAAAACGAUAGACCCCCAGGCGAAAUAACCGAAGCUUUGCAAAAGGUGAAACAGGCGUAUAAUGAUUUAGUCGUUAAACAUGAAGAAUAUGCCCAGAACUUUGAAAAUGAUGAGGAAUUCGAAACAGAGGAAAAAUGGCUAGAAGAAAGUCAGGAUGCGUAUCUUCAACUAGAAUGUACAACAAAUGAUUAUAUUAUGAAUAAAAACAUGCAACAGACAUUGGGCGGAAGUGUUGAACAACCGGAAGCGAGUAGCGGAAAUAACGGAAGUGAAGCCCAAACGAACACUGAACAGUCGGAAACAGUCGGAGAAACUUCGGCAACUGAACAGCAAGCUGUAAAUGUGAACAACCAAGAAGAAACUUCUGAAAAUAAUGCUCAAUCGAGUAAUAAUGUCCAAGAAAAUGUUCAACAAAGCGUCACAAAACCCUGUGGAUUCAAAAUGGAAAGACCCAAGAUGCCGCGAUUUGCUGGAGACGUCCGAGAUUACGUCAUAUUUCGAGCUGAUUUUAGACAUGCUGUAGAUUCAAGGUACGGUAAAAGAGAUGCAAUGUCCUUGCUACGUACGAGCCUUAGCGCAAGACCCUUGGAGCUGAUAAAAGGAAUUGGUAGCGACUACGAUGCUGCAUGGGAGCACCUAGAUUCGAUAUACGGAGACCCUAGAUUGGUCGCAGACACUGUCACCCAUGACAUUUCAAAAUUCAAACCACUUCGUGAAGAUGAAGACUCAAGAUUUUGUGAUUUAACCCAACUGGUUAGAAGAAGCUACAACACGCUCAAGGAAGUCAACAGACAGUUUGACAUGGAUAACAAUCACAUGAUAGCAAUAAUUGAACAGAAAUUGCACAUGAAUGACAGGAAGAUCUGGUCGCGCCAUUUGGAAAGCAGUGGAAAAGAGGCUACAUUAGAAAAUCUAAUCACAUGGAUGACAACAGAAAUAAAAACAAGAAUGAGAGCUACAGCGCCUCUGAGAAGUAUGCAAUCCAGGCAUCCGGUUGGAAGUUUCAAUGCUGAUAUUUCUGGAAGUAACCCUAAGUGCUGGGUGUGCAAGAGUUCCAACCAUUUCGUUGAUCAAUGCAGAAAGUUUUCAGCUAUGAAUCCCAGUGAACGAUUACAAGCUGUUAAGGACAAUCAUGCCUGUUAUAGUUGUCUUAAGCGUGCAGGUAGAGACCACAGAUCAUCAAAUUGCUCCAGAAGACGUCAGUGCCAAGAGAAAGUGAACGGUAACCAGUGUAAAUACUACCAUCAUCACCUACUCCAUGAAGAUAACCCACAUACCGCUGCAAAGAUUGGAACAUUUACAACAGACAAAACAGCAAUGCUUCCUAUUGUACAAGCGAACAUUCUCGGUUUAAAUGGUCUGAAAAAGAAAGGAAACGUGUUAUUAGAUUCCGGCGCUCAGAUCAGUUUAAUUAAAACGUCAGUCGCCAAAGAUUUAAAGCUAAAGGGAAAGGACGUUGUUCUGACUCUUAUAAAAGUAGGAUGUCAAGAAGAGGAAUUACACACCAAAGUAUAUCGUGUUACGGUUCAGUCGCUAGAAAAUCAAUCAUGUCACACAAUUGAAGCCAUUGGAAUUCCCUCUGUUAGUGAUGAAAUUUCCGUUGUAAAAAUAGAUGAGGUAAUCAGAAAGUUUGGUUUAUCAAGAGGUGACAUUCGAAGAGGAACUGGUGAUACGGACUUGUUGAUUGGUAUCGAUCAAGCGAAGCUCCAUACCGGAGAAACGAAAGAAGCAGGAAAUCUUGUGGCACGCCAUUCCCCUCUAGGUUGGGUGAUCUUCGGUGCUACAACUAGUCAGCAACUUGGAACCAGCAGAGUAAAUCACGUGAAGUUCGCGACACCCGUAGACAUGACCGAGUUUUGGUCUACCGAGUCAAUGGGAGUUUCUGUCAAGCCAUGCUUUUGUGAGCCGCAAAAGCUAAGCCCUAUCGAAAGAAAAGAAGCGAAAGUGAUCGAAGAUUCUUGUGAAAAGUUAAAUGGACAGUGGCUUAUAUCGUAUCCAUGGAAAAGAGAUCCAUACGAAUUACCAGAUAAUAGAGAGCAAGCGGAAAAGAAGUUGCAGGCGACAGAGCGACGACUUUUGAAGAAUCAAGAACAUGCAACCGCAUAUGAUAAAGAGAUGGUCGACAUGAAUAAACUCGGCUUCUCGAGAAAAUUAUCAGAAGAAAAACUUAACCAGUACAACGGCCCGGUGCAUUAUGUGUCACAUCACGAAGUCUUACGACCCGAAAGCAAAAGUACUCCUCUACGGAUUGUUUUUAAUUCAUCUGCAGUUUAUCAAGGACAUAAGCUUAAUGACUAUUGGAUGAAAGGACCCGAUCUUUUGAACGACCUUUUUGGUGUCUUACUCCGUUUUCGUGAAAGUCGAACUGCUGUUUAGGAGACAUUUCGAAAAUGUACCACCGUAUCUUAAUACCGGAAGUUGAUCAGCAAGUGCAUAGAUUUAUCUGGAGAAAUUUGGAAACUGAACGUGAUCCCGACACUUACGUGAAAACGGUUUUGACGUUUGGCGACAAGCCUACCCCAGCGAUGGCGCAGAUCGCUCUAAGAAAGACCGCGCAAGAAUCAGAAGAAGUGUACCCGAAAGCUGCAAAGGUUUUGAAAAACAACACAUAUAUGGACGAUAUUUGUGAUUCACUGGAAACAAAUGAGGAGGCUCGGCAGCUUACCCGUGACGUAGACGAGGUUUUGGCAAAAGGUGGAUUUGCAGUGAAAGAGUGGAUAUCAAAUUGCAAUCUGGGUGAAGAAAACCAAUCAUCGGAAAAACAAGUUGUGCAGUCUGAUCGAGAGAAAAGUCCGAUAGAAAAGGUUCUUGGACUUGAAUGGGACCAUCAAAAUGAUAAGCUAAAGCUCCACACAAGAGAAAUCCAUAACGCCAGUACGAAGCCAAAAAAGCUGACAAAGCGGUUAGUCCUUAGUCGAAUCGCGCGUGUUUUUGAUCCCAUCGGAUUAGCUUCAGCUUUUCUUAUACGUGCAAAGAUUGGCAUGCAACAUCUAUGGAAGAAAGGACUUGAUUGGGAUGACGAACUUCCCUUUGAUUUACAAGAGUUCUGGAAUAAUUUGUUUCACGAACUGUCAUGUCUGAAUAGCUUAUGCUUCGAAAGAUGUCUUCCGUGGAAGCUUUUGGUGCCUGUUCGUACAUACGAUGGAAAUUAGCGGAUGGAAGUUUUGGCGUACGUUUCAUCGCAGCAAAGUCGAGGGUAUCCCCAUUAAAGCAACUAACGAUCCCACGUUUGGAGUUACAAGGAGCAGUCCUUGCCUCUCGGUUGAGUAAAUCCAUUUUGGAGAAAUUCGAAAGAACGAUUUUCUUUCUCGACAGUCAGAUUGUUCUUGCAUGGAUUCGCGGUGAAGCUAGAAGAUUUAAACCAUUCGUUUCAAUACGAGUGAGCGAGAUUCAAAGUAAUUCCGACCCAGCUACGUGGAGACACUUACCUGGAGAAUACAAUGUUGCCGACGAAGUGUCUCGUGGGAUUUCUGUGCAAAGUCUGACAGAGAAAUGGCAACGAGGUCCAGAAUUUCUUCGAUUACCUGAACAUGAAUGGCCAGCGGAUUCAUCAACUGUUGAGACCGGUGAAGUUGAACAGGAAAUUCGAAAGAGUCAGAAAGUGUGUACAGUGAAGGAAACUAUGGCUUCCCCGAUCGAUUGUACGAGAUUUUCGAACUGGAGACGACUGGUGCAAGUAACAGCGUAUGUCUUCAGAUUCUACUGGAAUUUGAAAGCUCGUGUGAAAAAAGGAAAAGCAGAAAACCCAGAUAA